AUGCUUUGGGGGUUGAGGCGUGGCAGGGCGGCGGCCACGGGCCUGGCUGGGCUUCGCCGACCUCUGUGGGGCCCGGGAUGGCGGGGGACGACGACGACGAGCUUCCUGCGGAGGUUCGACACCGUCAAUGGGGCCAGCAACCAACAGCCGCCUUCCAAGGCCGGCUCUUACCGCGAGACGGUGCGGCUGCCGAAGACCAGCAUGCCCAUGAAGCUCGUGGGGCGCCAGCAAGCCGACAUGGAGCUGGAGAUCCAGCAGAAAUGUGGAUUUUCAGAACUUUAUUCAUGGCAAAGAAAAAGAGAUAUAAAGGAAGAAUUUUGUCUUCAUGAUGGACCACCAUAUGCUAAUGGCGAAGCUCAUGUUGGUCAUGCUUUAAAUAAGAUCUUGAAAGAUAUAACCAAUCGAUUCCAAAUGAUGAGAGGUUCAAAGGUGCAUUUUGUGCCAGGUUGGGAUUGUCACGGAUUGCCCAUUGAAUUAAAAGCACUUUCAAAACUUGGAGAAAAAGCUCAGAAUCUUUCACCAAUGGAAAUUAGAAAGACAGCCAGAGCAUUUGCAGAAGCAGCUAUUGAAAAACAGAAGUCUGCAUUUAUUCGUUGGGGUGUAAUGGCGGACUGGGAUAAUUGCUACUAUACAUUUGAUGGAAAGUAUGAGGCCCAACAAAUAAAAAUGUUCUAUCAAAUGUAUGCUAAGGAUUUGAUAUAUAGAGCUUAUAAACCUGUAUUUUGGUCUCCUUCAGCAAGGACUGCAUUAGCUGAAGCUGAACUUGAAUAUAAUCCUGAGCAUGUCAGUCACUCUGUAUAUGUCAAGUUCCCACUCUUGAAACCUCCUUCCAUGCUAGCGUCUGUCUUAGAUAGCUCAUUGCCUGUUAGUGCAAUAAUCUGGACCACACAGCCUUGGACUAUUCCUGCCAAUCAGGCUGUCUGCUACAUGCCAGAAUCUAAGUAUUCCAUCGUCAAAUGUGCCAACUCUGGAGAAUUUUAUAUACUGGCUGCUGAAAAAGUAUCAUCUAUAGCUGCUCUUUUGGGAACAGAAUUUGAGGUUAUUUCAACAUUUUUAGGAGCUGAUAUGGACAGUGGUUCUUGUGCUCAUCCUACAAUUGCAGACAGAGUCUCUCCGCUCUUACCUGCCCAUCAUGUGACUUUGACCAAAGGCACAGGCUUGGUUCACGUAGCUCCGGCUCACGGGAUGGAAGAUUACAGCGUAGCUUCUAUGCACAAGCUGCCCAUGGAUUGUUUGGUGGAUGAACUUGGGAAUUUCACAGAAGCUGCGGGAAAUGAACUUGAGAACAAGAAUGUCUUUGAGGAAGGGUCUGAUACUGUGAUAAAGAUGCUUCAAUCUACAAAGAAUUUGCUAAAGGAGGAGAAAUUUACACAUAGUUAUCCCUAUGACUGGAGGACAAAGAAACCAGUGAUUAUUCGCCCUAGCAAGCAAUGGUUUGUAAAGAUAGAAAAUAUGACAGCUACAGCCAAGGACUCAUUAAGAAAGGUGAAAUUUAUUCCUGUCUCAGCAAUGAAUAGUAUGGUGGACACAAUAGAGAAACGACCAUAUUGGUGUAUCUCAAGGCAAAGGGUAUGGGGUGUUCCAAUUCCUGUGUUCCAUCACAAGACAAAAGAUGAAAUCUUGAUCAACAGCCAAACUAUCGAGCAUCUUGUUCAACUAGUGGAAAAACAUGGAAGUGAUAUCUGGUGGACUCUUCCUCCUGAGCAGCUUCUUCCUCAAAAAGUCUUAGCUCAACUUGGUGGUCCUGAUACAUUGGAAUUUGUGCCAGGUCAGGAUAUCUUGGAUAUCUGGUUUGAAAGUGGAACUUCAUGGAAUUGUGUUCUUCCAGACAAAAGAGCAGAUUUGUACUUGGAGGGAAAGGACCAGCUUGGAGGCUGGUUUCAUUCUUCCUUAUUAACUAGUGUGGCAGCAAAGAAUAAAAGCCCUUAUAGGGCUGUUUUGGUUCAUGGUUUUACUCUUAGUGAAAAAGGAGAAAAGAUGUCUAAAUCUCUUGGAAAUGUGAUUAGCCCAGAUAUUAUCAUCAAUGGAGGGCAAGAUCAAAGCAAAGAUCCUCCUUAUGGUGCAGAUAUUCUUCGAUGGUGGGUAGCUGAAUCAAAUGUCUUCAAUGAAGUGAAAAUUGGGCCACGUACACUUAAUGCAGCCAGAGAUGAUAUUGACAAGCUUAGGAAUACACUUCGCUUUCUUUUGGGAAAUGUGGCUGAUUUCAAUCCAGAAACAGAUACUGUCCCCUUUGAAGAGAUGUAUAUUAUAGACCAGUACAUGUUACAUUUACUUCAAGAUUUUGGAAAAAAGAUUACUGAAGCAUAUAAGCAGUAUGAUUUUGGAAAAGCUGUUCGGCAUUUGCAAGCAUUUUAUCCUAGACAACUCUCUAACUUUUACUUCAGCAUAAUCAAAGAUAGGCUAUAUUGUGAAGGAGAAAAGGAUCGCAAACGACGUUCAUGUCAGACUGCAUUAGCUGAGAUUUUGGAUGUAAUGGUGCGUUCUAUUGCACCCAUUCUCCCUCAUUUGGCUGAAGAGGUGUUCCAACACAUACCCUAUGAGAAAGAACCCAAGAGUGUAUUUCGUUCUGGAUGGAUUAGUACAAAUUCUAUUUGGAAGAAACCGGGCCUAGAGGAAGCAGUGGAUGCAGCAUGUACAAUGAGAGAUGCAUUUCUUGGAAGCAUCCCUGGCAAGAAUUCUUUGGAAUAUGAUGUUAUCGUUGUGAUCGAUCCUGGACUACUCUUUGAAAUUAUUGAGAUGCUAGUUGAUGAAGGAACUUCUGGUAUAUCUCAGUUAAGUGAACUGAUGAUGGCUUCCCAAACAUCUCUGUUGGCUCAAGAUCCUAUAGCAAUCCCUGCAGAUGCAAUUGAACUUAAAGGGAGCUAUCUAAUCAACAUGGAAGGUAUUCGUGAAGAGACUUCAUAUAAAGUCAUUGUCAUACCUGCUACCAAAGAAAAAUGUCCCCGCUGUUGGAAGUACACAGCUGAUUCUUCAAAUCAACUUUGCCCCCGUUGCACCGAAGUUACUGCUUGAAAGAAAAAGCUAAUUAACAAAGUAAAACACUCUUUAGGUGAAAGCAAAGAGCCUCUGGCUUUGAAAUUUCUAGUAGCUUAUCUGGAGUGGUCAGUGAGUGUAAUAGUAAGGCACAAAAUUUUGAGAGAUUAUAUGUUCAGGCUUGAACAACUCUUCUAGUCAUUGUCUAGAUUUUGGAUUAUUUUUCCAGUGAAAUGGAAGAUACGAAUGAUGGUAAAAGUGGAAAUCACAGUAUUUUAAAAUAUUUCAUGUCACUAAAAUUUUCACAUAAAAACUUAACGUGGUCAGACUCUGACUGGGUACUAUCAUCUGCCUUCAGAUGUUGGUCAACUGAAAAUGCUUUAUAUUUUGUAAAUAUUUUCUUUAACAAAUGUGUUCAGAAUUAUCUCUGAAAAUAAACCUCUGUUUGAAGAAUACCAUUGUUGAA
Messenger RNA from Vombatus ursinus (common wombat), 3439 nucleotides. Its product is annotated as isoleucine--tRNA ligase, mitochondrial-like. Gene Ontology annotation, biological process: isoleucyl-tRNA aminoacylation. The transcript is spliced from 23 exons. Gene Ontology annotation, molecular function: aminoacyl-tRNA deacylase activity; tRNA binding; isoleucine-tRNA ligase activity. Gene Ontology annotation, cellular component: cytosol. Bases 1 to 3012 code for a protein of 1003 amino acids. The record is from RefSeq and is a predicted model, not a curated record. Lineage: Eukaryota; Metazoa; Chordata; Mammalia; Diprotodontia; Vombatidae.